UAAGGUUCACAAGAGAAAGUUCACUAUAUUUGACCAAAUACUCUUCCUGGCUUGAGGGGACUGAGUAAAAGGUUUUCUAAAUGCUCCUGUACAGUUGAAUGCAAGGUGAAGAUAACGAACAGUGAUCAAUCUCAUAAUCUUGAAUUUAAGGGGAAGGAGAACCAGGCAAUGGCCUGAGACCGACUAGAAAUCGGGAGGAUUGAUACGUUUAACACAUAGUCUGUACGUUGUGCCGGUCAAAAUCCUUUUGGUUUAUGACAAACAAGACCUUCACCCAUGAUAGACCAGGUUAAAAAAGGAAAAUCUAAAAUGAAUAAAUAGAAUAGACUUCCGAUUUAUGAAUGAUUUCGGAGGCCUAUAUUCCAACAUCUCCACUUUGUACCUGACGUUUUAGACGAAAGGUCUGAUGGUAUUUAUCAUGUAGGAAAUAGGGAAUCAUUAUUCUGAUCACUAUCUAAUAUUUCUGAAUAUUCUGAAUAAACCAAAUUCAAGUAUAAAAAUGAUAGGUUUUACAUGUACAAUUUAUCUUGAGUCACCAGCAGGUCAGAAAAUCUGGUACAGGACUAGUAACUCUGUCAGGAACUCUAUUCGUUUACUGAUGAUGUGGACUAUCGAGUCAAAACGCUAAGCUACCAGGUCAUACCAAAUCUCUAAGUACGAUAUUUCUCGACAACUUUUAAAAAUCGAUUCAUUUGAUACACGUCCAAAAAAGGUUUGUUUCAUUUUUUUUUCAUUUGUUUGUUUUGUUUUUUAAAUUUUUGAUGUAAGCACCCUCUAAGAUUGAUAAUUGUUGUAUAUGAAGUGUUCAUGUACUACGAUUCUUAAGUGACGGGUGAAAAAGUAGAACAUUUUAACAGGGCUGACGUGGUUGUCAAGCUUCACGUUUUCCCACCUCUUCAGUGUUAUCAACCUUUACACAUCGUUAUAACCUUCUUUUCCAGAUACAUAACGUCGUGUGUUGUACACGAUCCUGAUGGAGAAUGAGGAACGAGAAAAAGUUAGAACAGGCCAAGGGGCAGACUUGGAAAUAGAUGAAGGUCUCCCCACCAUUGUAAUCGAGGAGACGAGAAAUGUGGCACCGGACGGCGGGUGGGGUUGGUGUAUUGUCUUUGGGAGUUUUCUGUGUCACUUUAUCAUUGGGGGACUGGAGCGGUCCUCCGGUCUGUUAUACCUCUACUUCCAGGACAGGUUUCAGAAAUCUGCUGCUGCAACGGCGUGGGCCACAGCCAUUCCUUCCGCAGUCAGACUAAUGUUGGGGCCCCUGUGUAGCUUCCUUUGUAACAAGUUUUCCUGUCGAGUGGUGGUGAUAACAGGGUCCAUUAUCUUCACUGCCACGCUCAUCAUGACAGCAUAUGCACCAACCCUAGAAGUGGUACUCUUCACAUUCGGAUUUUUAGGAGGUUUCGGACGUAGUUUGGCAUAUGCCCCCGCCGUUAUGAUAGUGGGAAUUUACUUCAACAAAAGACGAGGUAUUGCAGUCGGACUCUCUACGUCUGGGGUAGGAUUCGGAUCGUUCGUCAUCCCAGCGCUUGUAGAACUGGCAUUCCACUUUUACGCUUUUACCGGGGGAUUUUACAUUUUGGCGUGUUUUGCUAUACAUAUAUGUAUUAGCGGUAUGCUGUUUCGACCACUGGAAAGACAACGUUUACUAAUGGCUUUUGACAAAAGGAGAAAAAGUAUAAUGGACGGUACCAAAGUUCCAUUGAGAGACACCAAUGCGUUAGCAUCUCACGAGAGUUUAAACGAGAAUUCAAAAGAGAGUAACCCCAAGUUCAAAUCUGACAACUCAGGGUACAAGGAUACCGAAAACGAAAGCACGGUCGUUCCAAAGAGCAAAACCAUCGAUGUUAUUAGAGAAGACGCAUCACUGCUUGAUAAUGGAGAAAAAUGUGUGUCGUUACAGAAUGGAACCGUGGCAGAGAAGAAUGGAAAAUGUUGUGCUUUCCUUAGAACAGAGUCAAAAUCUACGGGGUCAAAACAGAAGUACCUAGAACUUUCGCUUUUAAAAGAUUUCCGUUUUUUAUGUUUCUGUCUAGCUAUUUUGUUGUUCACGCUUGCCUUCCAGUCUGCCUUUGUGUUUCUCCCAGCGUACGGCAAACAGAUCGGUGCAACAGAUAUGGAGGCCGCGUCUCUCGUGAUCAUCACCGGAGCCUUAGACGGAGUGGGAAGAGUGCUCUCUGGAACUAUUUUAGAUCUGAAGAACGUUAAAAGAUUCCGAGUCUAUAUAUACAAUGGUGUCAUGUUUCUGGUAGGGGGCAUUUCCUUCAUAAUUCCGUUUGUCCCAACCUACACUCAUCUGUGCGUGGUCUGCGGUGUGUAUGGGAUACUUAUAGGUACAUAUAUCUCCCAGAAAUCGGUCAUACUAAUUGACCUGCUGGGAGCGGGGAAACUCAUCAACUCCUUCGGGCUCCUGAUCAGCUUUCAGGGUGUCGGGAUGCUUAUAGGGCCACCCUUCUCAGGUUUCCUGAAAGACAUUGAUGGACGGUAUGAAAACGCUUUCUACGUGGGAGGCAGUUCCAUGUUUUUCGGUGCUGUUAUUCUAUUGGUGUCAAAUCUUCGACACUGGAUGAUGUCAAAGAAAAGUAAUCCAAACUCGCAAAAAUCUCGACACCACAUGACGACAGAAAUGCGGGCAGAAUAAAGUUGGGAAUGUUAACCACGUGGUGACAGAAACGCGGGCAGAAUAAAGUUGGGAAUGUUAAAGACGCUAGGUGCCGAUCUUUAUUGUUCAGAAUACUGGAGAUGAUGUUGUUAGUAACACAGCACUAGAACUAAAGGCUAAGGAUACACAUGAAGAGUAGUUUGGUGUGACGAUAAAUACAUCGUUUGCGGAUGAUCGUUGACAUGUUCUGAAAAUCAAAAUUAAAGAAAAUGCAAACCGGACAAGGUCCUGGCAAUAGAUGUAGGCUUAUCAAAUUCUUUUUUUUUUUUUUUUUUUAUCUUAUUCUAUUAAGUAUGUAUUUAAUAUCGUACAUGAACUGUUGACGUAAGAUUCAUCACGAAGAAAUUUACGCAAACAACUUGACUUGGGGCCGGGAGGGGACAUGGAUUCCUAUGCAAUACUUACAGAGCGCUUGAGGUUUCUUGGGGGUAUUUUUUUCAAUAACAAUAAGUUGUUUAAGACGUAUUUCUUUGUAUAUUUUCUAAGACCAUAUAGAUUUCAAUUCCUUUACGUUUUAUUUGUCUAUAUGUACAUUAUUUCACGUUAUAAUAGCAAGGGCAAAUACACGUGUCUUUAUUGUUUGCCAGUCUCUGACACACAUGACGUAAUAUGACAAUUUUAUGUAGACCUUGUAUGAUUGUUUAAGAAUUUUUGUGAUGUUUACAUGGCAUUAGUAUUAAUUGUUAUUUAAAUAUCAUUUUGUUAAACAUGACAAGAUUGUAUUUACAGAAACAUUAUUUUCUUUAUCAUCUACUGUUAUUAUUACGUAUAUUUUUAGCUCGCCUGAGCUGUAAUAAACGUUUCUUAUUCGGAGUC
Messenger RNA from Ostrea edulis (European flat oyster), 3478 nucleotides. RefSeq names its product monocarboxylate transporter 14-like. NCBI's taxonomy places the organism in Eukaryota, Metazoa, Mollusca, Bivalvia, Ostreida, Ostreidae. The transcript is spliced from 7 exons. The record is from RefSeq and is a predicted model, not a curated record. Gene Ontology annotation, molecular function: monocarboxylic acid transmembrane transporter activity. Bases 974 to 2641 code for a protein of 555 amino acids. Gene Ontology annotation, biological process: transmembrane transport; monocarboxylic acid transport.